Nasonia vitripennis (jewel wasp) is the source of this 2890-nucleotide messenger RNA. It is a transcript of the gene Uxs, whose product is annotated as UDP-glucuronic acid decarboxylase 1. Gene Ontology annotation, biological process: D-xylose metabolic process. The record is from RefSeq and is a predicted model, not a curated record. Gene Ontology annotation, molecular function: UDP-glucuronate decarboxylase activity; NAD+ binding. The transcript has 6 exons. NCBI's taxonomy places the organism in Eukaryota, Metazoa, Arthropoda, Insecta, Hymenoptera, Pteromalidae. Bases 459 to 1787 code for a protein of 442 amino acids. Gene Ontology annotation, cellular component: cytoplasm.
GUAUUAUUUUUAUUUGUCGGCUGCUGCGCACUAGUGUAGUACCGGCUGUACCUUUCUAUUUGUAUAACUACACAAUUUUUUAUAUAACAUAUAUUAAGUCGUAUUUCGAGUAUUGCCAAAAGGGUUUGCGUGUUUUGUUUGAUUCUUACGUGAUACUUAUUCAAGUACCUGCAACCUGUCACAAUGAUUUUUAACCUAAUUCGGCACAUACACAUCUAAACGAAGUAUUCGCAAAUUUUGGCGAAUAGAAUCAUCGAAUGUUUGGAAAUCUCAAGGAUAUGGUGGGAUGAUAAGUUUUUUUUGCCAGACAUGUCGGCGUUCCGAGGUUAUGUCAUCGAGAAAAAAAUACGUUUUAAAAUAGCGUGUUCUCAGAGGUCGAAUGGUUCUGAAUUUCUUUUAUCGACGAUUGACAGCUAUUUGUGAAAUUCAAUGAUCAAUUGACAGCCAAUAUUCAAGUCAUGAUAAUUCAGAGAAAGAUGAAACAAAUCAUUUUUUUAGUUGUUGGCAUAGUUUUAGUUCUAGGAAUUUACAAAAGUAUUGCAAAAACGGACAAUAAUGGCGAAUUUCACAGCAGCCGAGAUAGGUUGUCAAGUGAUCGCCUUACCAAUAUUCUCAAGAAGCCUGGUGAUGCAAAAAUUGCUGAUGCAUCAGAAAUCAAUGACUUAGAAGAGGCAAAGAACAAGAUAAGAGAACUGGAGGAAAAGUUGAAGUACAUAGAAUCCAAACUGGAGGUUCGAGUACCUAAAAACUAUCCUGUAGUCAAAUUCCUCAAUUACAAGAAUCGAAGACGUAUAUUAGUAACUGGUGGUGCUGGUUUUGUAGGCUCACAUCUGGUAGAUCGCCUCAUGUUGGCUGGCCACGAGGUCAUUGUCGUUGACAAUUUUUUCACAGGUAGAAAGAGAAAUGUCGAGCAUUGGAUUGGCCAUGAGAACUUUGAAUUAGUUCAUCAUGAUGUUGUCAGACCAUUGUACGUAGAGGUAGAUGAGAUUUAUCAUCUUGCCAGUCCUGCUAGUCCACCUCAUUAUAUGUUAAACCCUGUAAAGACUAUAAAAACUAAUACUCUAGGUACAAUCAACAUGUUGGGACUUGCUAAAAGAGUAGGUGCCAAGGUUUUGAUAGCGAGCACUUCUGAAGUUUAUGGUGAUCCUGAUGAACACCCACAGUCAGAAACUUACUGGGGACAUGUAAAUCCAAUAGGUCCAAGAGCUUGUUACGAUGAAGGAAAACGAGUAGCAGAAACGCUAAGCUACGCCUAUGAGCGACAAGAAAACGUCGCGGUUCGAGUAGCUCGCAUUUUCAACACUUACGGACCACGGAUGCAUAUGAACGACGGCAGAGUGGUUUCGAAUUUCAUACUCCAAGCGUUACAAAACAAUUCAAUAACGAUCUAUGGCGAUGGCAAGCAAACCAGAUCGUUUCAGUACGUGUCGGAUCUAGUAGAUGGAUUGGUCGCUUUAAUGGCAUCAAAUUACACUCAGCCUAUCAACAUUGGCAAUCCAGUAGAACAUACAAUAGAAGAAUUUGCACGAAUAAUUAAAGAUUUGGUGGGAGGUACGAGCAAAAUAGUCGCACUUGCUGCGGUCGAAGACGAUCCUCAACGACGAAAGCCGGACAUUUCGCGAGCCAAGAAAUAUCUGAAUUGGGAGGCAAAGGUUCCUCUAGUCGAGGGACUGAAGAAAACCAUUACUUACUUUACAAAAGAGCUUCAGCGAUCAAAGUACUCGUUGGCGGAUAAUCCCCUCAAAAGGCCGUUUAAAAAUGAUCACGACAUAAUAGAACAGUUAUAGUAAUUAUGACUUUCUGCGAUUAUUAUGUGCCAAACAAUGUCCCUCGUCCGAACUCACAAGUUUUGAUUACGGUUUUGCCAGUUUAACGGGUACUUUUGAUGCCCUGAGUUGUUAUUUUACAAGGUAUGUUCAAAUCACUCAAAGAAAGUCAACCAAAUCGUUAAACUUUUCGACGUUCUCCAGCGACUUACCCCAGUACAAAUAGAAAAAAAAAAUGUAGUAACUCACGUUUGAUAUACGCAAGUUUUGUACGUAAUCGUAGACGUAAUCCACGGCGAGAUCGUUCGCGAGACAGCCUCUGUAAAUAUUGUACAAUCAUCCACUAUAAUAUGCUCCGAACGAAAAAGAACAGCUCCAUUCGCCGACUUGUGUAAGUUUGUAAGAUAUAGAAGUAUAAAAAAUGUACAUACAUAAACUCACGUGCUUCGAAAACUCCGAAUGCGUGCUGAUAUUCAAUAGAUUUUUUGGAAAAGGCCGCACGUAUCGCCGGUUCGAUUCGCAGCUUUGAUCAGGUGGAGUGUAUAAAAAUACAAAAUAAACCAUAGCGAAAAGAAGCAAGCCUCUACUCAUGUACAAUAUAAAGGACGAACAAAAGCUGCUGGAAUAUAGAAGAGAGGCAUGAGGCCGGUGGUAUACAUCGGGAUGCCCGUCACGCGUCCAGCUCUCCUGUUCAGCGUCUAACGAUUGUCAUGCAAAUGGCAGCAGGAGGCGCGCGUUAUACGCGCGUUUUCGCGCGAUGUGGGCGCUGUGCAGGUCGAAAGGAGAGAAAUGUGCAUGAUAAUCGCUGCAUCCGCACAGCAAGCGCACAACAAAGGCUCUUGUCCGGCGGCGAUUGCGCGCAAGGAAGUCGCACGUGUGCGAUGCGUGAAUGAAAUAACGCGUGUCUUAUUCAACGAGCGAGCGACCAGAUAAGAGAUACGUAAAUGCGACAUUAUUAUUAUUUUCUUCUUCUAACUUUUGCCGUUUUGUGCAGAAAAGACUGCGGGAACAUGGAUGUAUAGAAACAUAUGUAUACUCUUAGAAGACGUUUUGUAAGAGCUGCGAAGUGUUUUUUUUUAAAAAUAAUUUAUUCGUCGAGUUUUAAUAAAAAGGAUUUUGUGAAA